AUGGUGCUCGUGUCGCGCCGGACGUCGUCCGUGCUGCUGGCACUCUUGGGCCUCUUUUUGCUGGGUACGGUAGGCGUGCUAUCACUUGUGCGUGCCUAUUUUCGUGUGGACGACACGGCGUACAUCCUUGCGACGGAGCUCGGCACGUUUCCCGAGAUCCGCGCGAAUGCCCGGCCGGCCGCGCUGGACAUUGCGCCGAACGCGAAUGCGAGUGCAGUCGAUGUGCCGCACGAACGCAUUCCGCGCAUCAUCCACCAGACGUGGAAGACCGAGACGCUGCCGCCCCACUGGGCCAAGACACGCGCAGAGUGCGCGGCGAUGAUGCCGGACUAUCAGUACAUGUUGUGGUCCGAUAAGUCGUCGCGCGAGCUGAUUGCAGCCGACUACCCGUGGUUCCUGCCGGUGUUUGACUCGUACCCUUACAAUAUCCAGCGUGCGGACGCGAUCCGGUACUUUGUCCUGCACAAGUACGGCGGCGUGUAUAUGGACCUGGACAUUGGGUGCAGGCGGCGCCUCGACUCGCUCCUGCGCUUCGACGCGAUCCUCCCCAAGACGAUCCCGGUGGGUGUGAGCAACGACUUGAUGUUUGCGACCAAGGGGCACCCCUUGACGCGCCAGCUGAUUGACAACCUCGCGCGUUUUAACCACAAUUUCCUGAUGCCGUACGCGACCGUGAUGUUUUCCACAGGGCCCAUGUUUGUGUCGGCAGUGUACGGCAUGCUCACGGAAGGACGCACCGGCGUCCGCCCGUCGACCGCCGACCAGCCGUCGGCGGGCUUCGAGGGGGUGCGCAUCCUGCCCAAGAGCCUCUACGGCAAGAACGCCAAGCCGGGCGAGGCGCCCGACUCCUUCUUUGAGCACAUGUACGGCUCGAGCUGGCACGAGGGCGACGCGGGCUUCCUCAUCUUUUUGCGCAUCUACGGCCGCUACCUCAUGCUCGUCGGCGUCGCGGUUGUUGCGUACGGCCUGCGCCGCUAUUACCUCGGUGCGCUCUAUUCGCUUCUGCACCAUGCCAUGCACGCCGCACGGCCGCUCUGGGCCUACGUCCCGCAGUCGGUGCGGGAGUGGGUGCCCCAGGAGCCGGCGCAGGGGCCCGAGUGGGUCCGCCUCACCGGCCAGGACGAGCUCGAGGACGAGGCGCCGCCGGUGCCGGUGCCGCUGUUCCACUCCGAGCCCCGCCUAGGCACAGCGCCGAGCGCGCCGCCGCGCGUCACGACGCCAAUUCCCCGCCCACCGUCCACGGCGGGGUACACGGCGGAGAAGGAGGUCGCGAUGGCCGACCAUUCGCGCCGCGCCGCCCUCGAGGACACCGCGCUCGGGUCGUACUCGACGCGGCAGGAGCCGACGCGCCUGCCGGCGUACUAUGUCGAUAACGCAAGCGCGUAUGCGAUGGACGAUGCGCCGCUCUCGCCAGAGCUCCGCGGGCGGGACGACGGCGAGCUCACAUCGCGCCGUUCUUUUAGUUUGUCGCGGCUGCGUCCUUCGUGGAGGACGCUGUCGCAGUCCUCGCUCCGCGCACUAGUCCCGCCUCCGCUGCGCUCGAGCGCGUCGCGCGCCGAGUGUGGGGGAGAGACGCUCGACAAUGUCAGCGUCGAUGAGCCCCUUACGCGCACGAUCAGCUCGCAAAGCGACGAGUACCGCCGCGAGUUUGCGAGCCUCGUGAGCCGCUCCAACGGAGCGCCGGGCGAGUCACCGCCGCUGAACGCGACGUCACCACCGCCCACGCUGCUCGUAUCACCCGACCUCAACGCGGGGCACUACCAUAGCGCAGUGACGCGGCGGCAGGCGGUCGGCGACGUGACACGCGCCAUGACGCCGGCCGUGCAGCCGCUGCCGACGCCGGCACAUACCCCGGGGCUAGGGCGUGUCCGUGAGUAG
Messenger RNA from Malassezia japonica, 1878 nucleotides. RefSeq lists its product as uncharacterized. The coding region runs from base 1 to 1878 and encodes 625 amino acids. Gene Ontology annotation, molecular function: mannosyltransferase activity. The transcript has a single exon. The record is from RefSeq and is a predicted model, not a curated record. Gene Ontology annotation, biological process: mannosyl-inositol phosphorylceramide biosynthetic process. NCBI's taxonomy places the organism in Eukaryota, Fungi, Basidiomycota, Malasseziomycetes, Malasseziales, Malasseziaceae.